AUGGUAAAACAAAUUGUAGCAGCUUUACAAGUGGGUACCGAUCCUAAAGGUACACAAGCCACUUUAGAAAAAAUUUUGAGUUUUGAAACUGAAAUUAAAAACAGUGGUGCCAAAUUAGUCGUUAUACCAGAAGCUACUCUGGGUGGAUAUCCCAAAGGUUCCAUAUUUGGAACAUAUUUGGGUUAUAGAUUACAAUCUGGGCGUGAACAAUAUGCAGAAUAUUAUUCCCAAGCAAUUGUUGCUGAUCCAAACGCAUACGAAGUCAAGCAAUUGGCCAAAUUAAGCCAUAACACAGACGCUAGUUUAGUAGUCGGUUGUAUUGAAAAAGAACUUGAUUCUCACAAAACUUUGUAUUGUACCAUGCUAUUUAUAGACCCUAUUAAAGGCUAUAUUGGUAAACAUCGUAAAUUAAUGCCAACUGCUACCGAAAGAUUGAUUUGGGGUACUGGUGAUGGUUCUACCCUAACUGCUGUUGAUUCAGCGGUGGGGAAGAUUGGUGGUGCUAUUUGCUGGGAAAAUAUGUUACCAUUAUUAAGACAAGCCAUGUAUGCUAAAGGAUUAGAUGUUUGGUGUGCACCAACAGUUGAUCAAAGACCAAUUUGGAGAUCUGUUAUGCAAAACAUUGCUUACGAAGGCCGUUUGUUUGUAGUCAGUGCUGUUCAGUAUAUGCCAGAUGCUACAAAGAUGGGAUUGGGAAUUACAGAUCCGUCAGAUCCUGAAAGAAAAAUCUUGCCUGGUUGGGAAUCCAGUGACAUACCUUGUAUUAAUGGUGGUAGUAUUAUUGUUAACCCUUAUGGCGAAAUUAUUGCGGGUCCUUUAAUUGGCAAAGAAGGCUUAGUCACUGCUGAAAUAGAUACUGAUGUUAUUGUGGAAGCUCGCUAUGACUUUGAUCCAGUCGGUCACUAUGCAAGAGGUGACGUUUUCCAAUUAACUGUUAAUGAAAAACCCAGUAACAAUAAUGUAUCAUUUUUAAAAUAA
Messenger RNA from Saccharomycodes ludwigii, 978 nucleotides. RefSeq names its product carbon-nitrogen hydrolase family protein. The coding region runs from base 1 to 978 and encodes 325 amino acids. Gene Ontology annotation, molecular function: catalytic activity. The transcript has a single exon. NCBI's taxonomy places the organism in Eukaryota, Fungi, Ascomycota, Saccharomycetes, Saccharomycodales, Saccharomycodaceae. The record is from RefSeq and is a predicted model, not a curated record.